Molecule: messenger RNA, 468 nt
Organism: Entrophospora candida
Lineage: Eukaryota; Fungi; Glomeromycota; Glomeromycetes; Entrophosporales; Entrophosporaceae
Source: the annotation of a GenBank genome assembly
AUGUCUCAACAAUUAUCUCAACAAAACGGUCAACACUCCCAACAACAACAACAAAAUUAUUAUUAUGAUGGACAAUUUCAACGUCCCCAGCAAGUUUAUGCACGACAACAACUUCAACGAAUUAAUGAUCCGAAUCAGCAAACUCUUAUUCAAAACCUUGAUCAAGGAAUUAUUGUUUUCGAUAAUUUAUUACCAUUUCAAAAAAUGACUAAUGACGGCAACAAUAACAACUUUCUUGCAUCAUCACCAUCUUUAAUUAAUAAUCCAAAUUUUAAUAAUGAUCGCAAUUUAAAUUUAAAUGUUUCUUCAUUCAAUUAUGGAAGCAUUCACAUGAGCAACAAUGAGGACCCUUUAAUUGCGGCUAUUUCUCAUCAUAUGCUAAUGAUUAAAGAAUGUAGGACGAAGCUUGAUCAACAUUACUUUGAAUUAGAACAAAAUUUCAAAAGGUUAAGGUCUAGAGACAACUAA